GGUGAAUCAAAAGGUUCUGAAUCACUUACUGUUGAUGAAUGUCUUCACAUUCUUAAUCAUAAUUGCACAUCUCCGGAUACCUCUUGGGGUCUAUUUAAUCGAGUUUUCUUUUUUAAUGCAUUAUUUUUUGCAUUACGAGGAGGUGAACAUUACUUUCUUGAAAAAGAUCAUUUUCAAAAGCGUAAAGAUGGAGGCUAUGAUAUUUUAAUUUAUAAGUCAAAAACAAAUCAAUGUGGAAUUGAUAACCCUGGACAAGCUGAUCGAAUAUCUGUUCCUAAUCUUGAUCAUAUUAAUAGUAUAUAUGAUAAAUAUUUUAUAAAACGUCCAGUUAAUGCAGAUCCACAUUUUUAUCUUCAAGCUAUUAAUAGCAAACCUGAGGCAUCUGGUAUUGAUAUAACUGGUCAUAAAAUAACAAACCAAAGUGGCCGCAAAACAACGAUUCAGCUAUUAAAGUCAUUUGGUGCUAGUGAUUACGAAUGUAUGACAAUUUCAAGACACAAAUCUCAAGCAGGUUUUCAACAAUAUGAAAGACCUAAAAAUAAUGUUCAAAUAACUACACUUGAUUCAAACAAUCUAUUGCUUACUAAAAAGGCUACUAUUACGGCACCUACACAAGUUCCAAAUUCUAUUACAGCACCAACUUUUAUAAGCGCAAAAAAAAUAUUACAAGUUAAGUUUACUGGAAAUUCUGGUGAUUAUCUUAGCAAAUUUGUGUUUUGGUCCACUAAACCGUCAAAUCCGUUGGAAGAAAUGAUCAUGAUCGCAAAUAAAUAUCUUCCAAAGUGUUCUGAUAAUGAUUCUUUAAAAUGUAAAUAUGUUCUUGCCAUCGAUGAAAUCGAGUUAAUUACUCAUUUCACGCAAGUUGCUGCAAGUCUUCGAAAACAUAAGCCAACAUUGAUGAGAAACUGUGAAGAAUAG
Messenger RNA from Cetraspora pellucida, 918 nucleotides. NCBI's taxonomy places the organism in Eukaryota, Fungi, Glomeromycota, Glomeromycetes, Diversisporales, Gigasporaceae. The record is from the annotation of a GenBank genome assembly.